Phyllotreta striolata is the source of this 1105-nucleotide messenger RNA. The record is from the annotation of a GenBank genome assembly. NCBI's taxonomy places the organism in Eukaryota, Metazoa, Arthropoda, Insecta, Coleoptera, Chrysomelidae.
CAAAAACGACGCCGUCAAAAUGACUUAAAAUGUACGACGAAAUCAACACGUGCUCGAACAGCAGCGACAAAUUCGACUUGGACAAGGAGAAAUCGAAGAAGCUCGCCUUGAGCAGCGCCCCUUCGAUCGUCCGGCCGCCGGCGCGGGUGCAAUCCACCGCCUCGGCGGUCUGCAGGAUAUGCCACACGAACACCGUGCACGAGUGCCUGAUAUCGCCCUGCAACUGCCGCGGCACCAUGGAGUACGUCCACCUCUCCUGCCUGGAGCGCUGGCUCAACCAGUCGAGCCGGAACUACUGCGAGCUGUGCAUGUACAGGUUCAAAGCGAUGAAGACGAAGCGCUACAAGCUCUGCGAGAGCCUCAAGCUGUGGGUGCGCCAUCCGAGGAACCGCGACCACAUCGGAUCGGACGCGCUGAUCGGCGUCCUGCUGACCAUUCUCACCGCGGCGCUCGUCAUAACCAGCUCCAUGGGAAUGGAGUACUUCAUGGCGGAGGGUUCGAAGCUGGGCGUGCGGAAGGAUUGGAUACGAGCCGCUAUUUUUCUCUUCCUGUUCACCGUUAUUAUGGGCUACUUGGUGACUGUUUACCUCAUUAUCAGGGACCAUUUUAGCUUGUGGUACCGGUGGUGGACGAGUACUGUGGACUUUCAUUUGCUGCUACCGCCCAGCGUUAAUCGGAAAUUUUUCAGGCAAAUCAACAUCGCCGAUCAAUGCAUCGUGUAGACUACGUAGAGCACUUUUUAUAUUUGUUUAGUCUUUUAGCGCUUACUUUUUAUUAUAUUUAUAUCAUUUUCGAGGAAGCGUGUUUGUGCGGACAUUAAAUUGGGGAUAGGGAAGCGCGUGGAGAAUAAUUACAGGUGUUGAAGUAUUAGUAUAUAAUAGCUCGAAUCGUGAAUUAUUACAAUUAGAUUAAUACAUAAAUAACCGCAAUUACAUUAUUAUCCGAAUUCGAAUAUAACGAGAACAACAAAUAAACAAGCGUAUGUGCGCGAUAUGAAUAUUAAUGUCACGGCGAACUUUGCGAAGGGUGUGCAAGUGAAUUAAUCGCCUCCCGUGCUUUACCGUAUUGUAUCAGAGAUCCAGAUACAACCAGACGAAUAUCCCUC